AUGAUUCCCGGAUGUAUACUUUUGAUGAUUUUAUUGCUUUCUCAGUUUAAAGAAAAGGUAAUCCUUGGAGUAGAGGGUCAAGAACUGGUUUAUCCUAAAAAGCUCCCUCUGGUACAGAAGCGAGAUGUUGGGCACGCCCAUGAUCCCGACAUACAGGAAACUUAUGAAGAAGAAUUGUUGUAUGAAUUAAAGCUAAAUAGAAAAACCUUAAUACUUCACCUUUUGAGAACAAGGGAGCUCCUAGCCUCAAAUUACAGUGAAACCUACUCCUCUACAAAAGGAGAGGAGGUCACCAGGCAUCCUCAGGUCAUGGAUCAUUGUUUUUACCAAGGAUCCAUCAUACACGAAUUAGAUUCCGCUCUCAGUAUCAGCACGUGUAAUGGUCUGAGGGGAUUCUUCAGAAUACAUGACCAAAGGUACCUCAUUGAACCAGUGAAAUACACAGAUGAGGGUGAACAUUUGGUCUUCAAAUAUAACCCGAAGGUGCAGUAUGCUGCCAAUUACUCCUGUGCAGAGCUCAAUUUUACCAGGAAAACUGUUCCAAGCACCGAUACCAAAUCAACAGAAAACCAUGAAAUGGAAAGCACCCAUAAAGAAAAACAUAUUGAACUGUUCAUCGUUGCUGACUACAGCGUGUAUCACAGGAAUAGUCAUCCUCAUGAUAAACUAAGGAACCGAAUUUUGGGAAUGGUCAAUUUUGUCAAUAUGAUUUAUAAAACUUUGAAUAUUCAUGUAACAUUGGUUGGAUUUGAAGUGUGGACAAAUGGUGAUCAAAUAAAAGUAGAUUCCGACAUAGAAACUACUUUAUUAAGUUUUUCAUCUUGGCAAGAAGUAAUCAUUAAAAAAGGGAAGACAUUUGAUCAUGCUGUGUUGCUCAGUGGGAAGUGGCUCUACACGCACGCACAAGGGACUUCUUAUCCAAGGAGCAUGUGCCUGCCCCAUUAUUCCUCCAGUGUCAUUAAGGAUCUCUUACCUGACAUAAAUAUAGUUGCAAACAGAAUGGCCCAUCAGUUGGGGCAUAGCCUUGGAAUGCAGCAUGACGAAUUCCCAUGCACAUGUAACUUUGGAAGAUGUGUGAUGGAUAACAUUGGAAGCAUUCCUGCACUAAAGUUUAGUAAAUGUAGCAAAAAUCAAUACCUGAAAUACCUGAAGGAUUAUAAACCAACGUGCAUGUCGAAUGUUGCGUUUUCCAAUAAGUUAAGUGAUUUUCCAUAUUGUGGAAACAAGAAGUUGGAUGAAGGAGAAGAGUGUGAUUGUGGUUCAUUUCAGGAAUGCACUAAUCCUUGCUGUGAUGCAGACAAAUGUGUGCUGAAGCCAGGAUUUACUUGUGCAGAAGGAGAAUGCUGUGAAUCUUGUCAGCUGAAAGAAGCAGGGUCCAUGUGCAGACCAGCAAAAGAUGAAUGUGAUUUUCCUGAACUGUGUACUGGCCACUCCCCUAGGUGUCCUAGGGACCAGUUCCAAGUAAAUGGAUUCCCGUGCAAGAAUGCAGAAGGCUACUGCUUCAAAGGGAAGUGUCCCACCCGGGAUGAUCAGUGCUCUGAAUUGUUUGAUGAUGAGUCAAAAGGGAGUCAUGAUAUCUGCUACAACAUGAAUAAAAAAGGAAAUAAAUUUGGAUACUGCAAAAACACGGACAAAAACUUUGUUCCCUGCAGGGAGAGAGAUGUCAAAUGCGGCAAGAUAUACUGUGCUGGAGGACAUCACUCACCUCACUUAGGAGAAGACAAGACCUAUCACCUUCAGGCUCCAAAGAAGAAUGCCACCAUAGAAUGCAGGACCUUUUUCUUGUACCAUAAUUCUGAAGAUGUUGGCCUAGUUGCAUCUGGAACAAAGUGUGGAGAUGGAAUGGUGUGCAACAAUGGUGAAUGUGUCGACAUCAAAACGGUCUACAAUUCAACCAGUUGCUCCUUCCAGUGCAAUGAAAAUGCUGUGGAUGGCCAUGAAGUUGAAUGCCUAUGUGAAGAGCAGGGAUCGCUAGGCUGGGAAGAAACCUUAAAUGUUACGAAUAUUGCCAUCCUGGUCCUGGUGCUAGUGCUAAUUGUUGUCGGUGUUGGAGUUGUCAUAUUAUUAAUUCGUCACCACAGGGGUCUUAAGUUGAAGCAAAAUCAGAGCCCACUUGGAGACACACUGGGAGUAGAAAAUAAAGCAUACUUUGGCGAUGAGCCACAGACAAGGAAUGCACCAGUCUUACCAGAUACUCAGUCGCUACAAGUAAGAACCUUUCAUUUGUAAUAGUAAAUUAAUCAAUAAAAAGGUAGUUGUGUAUGUAUUUAAUGUGGAACUAACGCUAAGCCAAGUGAAGUGGAAGAUGCAGAAGAAUAAUUUAGCAUAGUUUCACACACAGGCAGUUUUCAGUCUAAAUGUGGGGAAGGGAAGGAGGGCAGGUCUGUAGCAUGAAACAUGAAGCAAGACACUAUUUAAUUCAUAAUAGGAGACGUUGAUUAAUUCUGACAGUAAUUUUUACUUUAUAGGAAAAAUUUAUGAACGUAGUCCAUAUUCUGGGCCAUAAAACAAGUAAAUCAAUGGAAAAGAACGUAAUCUAUAUGAAGUGUCUUCUCUGGUUAUAAUGAAAUACAUUAGAAACCAAUAAUAAGAAGAUAUGGGGAAAAUCUCUAAUUCAAAAGAACCCAUAGUUUAAAGAAAAAACCAAAAGGGAAAUUAGGAAGUAUUUCAAACUGAAUGAAAAUGAAACACAACAUAAUAAAAUUUGUGGGAUGAAGCUAAAGCAGUAACUAGAGAAAAAUUUAUAGCACUAACUGCUUAACUUAGAGAAGAAGAAACCGUUGACCUCAGCUUUCAGACACUAGAAAUAGAAAAGAAAAUAAAACUCAAUGUAAAGAGAGGGUAAGAAAAAAUAAAUAGCAGGUUGAUGACCGAAGAAAUAGAAAACAAAAACGAGAAAGAAAAUCAAUUAAAAUAAAAGCUGAUUUUCUUUUCUUUUCUUUUUUGAGAUGAGCAGUAAAACUUGCUAACUUCUAUAUUGACUGCUGUCUUAUUUAUCUAGUGCUUCUAUAACAGAAAUACCACAAGUGGAUGGCUUUAACAAGCAGAGAUUUAUUUUCUCAUAUUUUAGGUGGCUAGAAGUCUGAAUUUAGGUUGCCAGCUCUAGCGGAAGGUUUUCUCUCUGUGUUGGCUCUGGAGAAAUGUCUUUGUCUCCUUGAGCUUCUGCUCCUGGGUGAUCUUCAUGUGGCUUGGCAUGUCUUUUCCCCCAUCUCUGCUUCUUUUGCUUGCUUGUGUAACCUCUUUUAUAUCUCAAAAGAGAUUGACUCAAAAUAUACACUAAUCCUGCCUCAUUAACAUAAUAAACAUAACCUAAUCAUUGACAUAACCUAGCCCUGCCUCAUUAACAUAACAAACACAACCCUUUCACAAAUGAUAUUAUAAUCCCAGGCAGAAGUUAGGAUUUACAACACAUAUUUUGGGGGUAUGCAAUUCAAUCCAUAACAACUGUUCAGAAAUGGUAAGCAUCAACACAGGUUAUCAAUAUCACAAAGCAGAAAGGUGCCAUCACUAGCGAUUCUA
Loxodonta africana (African savanna elephant) is the source of this 3519-nucleotide messenger RNA. RefSeq names its product ADAM metallopeptidase domain 7 (gene ADAM7). The record is from RefSeq and is a predicted model, not a curated record. NCBI's taxonomy places the organism in Eukaryota, Metazoa, Chordata, Mammalia, Proboscidea, Elephantidae. The coding region runs from base 1 to 2229 and encodes 742 amino acids. Gene Ontology annotation, molecular function: metalloendopeptidase activity. Gene Ontology annotation, cellular component: plasma membrane. Gene Ontology annotation, biological process: proteolysis. The transcript has 20 exons.